AUGUCCGCCCAAGGUUCUCCCUCGAAGAAGGCCGAGCCCUUUGAGCAGCAACAGCUCAAGGGGUGGCGAUACCUCAAGAAGAUGCCCGUCGCGACUAAGUCGACCCUUCUUCAGGCCGAAAAGGUCAAGCCCAAGAUCGUCGACGUGGACCAGGAGGAGCUGGACAACGCCUUUAGGCGUAACCAAGUUACUGCGGUCAACGCGUUGGUCGCUCAGUACCAGGGGGGUUGGAAGUUCGCCUGCCAGCCCUGCUUCGAAUUGGCGACUACCGGGGACCACCGCGCCCGAGUCGACGGCGAAUGGGUCGACUGCAUCCGUCUUUUCCCUCACGUCCCCGCUCCCGCCGUCUACCAUGUGGAGCACCAGCUCACCGCCCGGCUGGCCGCCCAGCACGCCCCGAACGCCGUUCCCGCCGGAUCGGUCGCUACCGACGUCAACGUCGACGUCCAAAUCGCCGGCUCCGACGUCGUUACUCCCGGAUCGCCCGCGCCGACCGUCAUCGAGGGGGAGGACAUGGAGGACCUCGAGCUCGAGGACGACCGUUCGGACGACGAAGACACCGAGAUGACUUCGUCCUCGGGUUCUUCUUCUUCGGGAUCGGGUUCGGGUUCGGAUGAGGAGUAA
This is a messenger RNA of Filobasidium floriforme, 624 nucleotides long. RefSeq lists its product as uncharacterized. The record is from RefSeq and is a predicted model, not a curated record. NCBI's taxonomy places the organism in Eukaryota, Fungi, Basidiomycota, Tremellomycetes, Filobasidiales, Filobasidiaceae. Bases 1 to 624 code for a protein of 207 amino acids. The transcript has 4 exons.